Carica papaya (papaya) is the source of this 755-nucleotide messenger RNA. RefSeq names its product protein translocase subunit. The record is from RefSeq and is a predicted model, not a curated record. Gene Ontology annotation, cellular component: mitochondrion. Lineage: Eukaryota; Viridiplantae; Streptophyta; Magnoliopsida; Brassicales; Caricaceae.
UGUUUUCUUCCAUCCAAACGACGCCGUUCUGCACUUCGUUCUGGGUUCUCCUUUCUGCUCCACUCAACGACAGAGAAGAGGCGGAGCUGCAACAAUCGUAGCGAAAGCAGACGACGACAAAUCUACACUGAGACCCGGACUUCAUCACACAAUAAAAGUGUGGUUGCUAUAGGAGCCAUUAUCCUUUCAAAAUGAGUUUUGGUGCCUUGAGAAACAUCAUCCGACCUCUCUCAAGAACCCUUGUUUCUCUAACUUCCUCCGCCGGCCCAACAGCACCACGGUCAUUUUUGGUUCCACCUCCAGCUUCAAGACCCGAUUUACAAUCCCUCUUUGGCGUGUUGGCUUACAGACAGUCUCUAUGGAUCCCCAUUUCAAGCCAUUUUCAUAGCUUAACUGACACCCGAUAUCCGAAGAGGAGACCUGUUGAUAAACCCCGUCGAAAAAGGGCCAGCUUGAGACCUCCAGGGCCAUAUGCUUGGGUCCAGUACGUGCCAGGGCAGCCGAUUUCUCCCAACAAUCCCAAUGAAGGAAGUGUCAAGAGAAGGAAUGAGAAGAAACGCAUGAGGCUGCGGCGCGAGUUUAUACUGGCGGAGGCAAAGAAGCGGAAAGCUCAGUUGCAGGAGGCUAAAAGGAAAAAGAGAAUUAAGAGUGUGGAGCGUAAGAUGGCUGCAGUGGCAAGGGAAAGAGCAUGGCAAGAAAGACUGGCAGAGUUGCAUUGCAGCGAAGCACCAGGCGUUCAAUUUACUGUCACUUGA